Brassica napus (rape) is the source of this 1556-nucleotide messenger RNA. RefSeq lists its product as uncharacterized. Lineage: Eukaryota; Viridiplantae; Streptophyta; Magnoliopsida; Brassicales; Brassicaceae. The transcript has 2 exons. The record is from RefSeq and is a predicted model, not a curated record. Bases 696 to 1283 code for a protein of 195 amino acids.
AGACCGUCGAGGUCAUGAAUUUAUCUAUUUUUAUUUAAUUAGCAAGAAAACUUAGGCAGAAUUUAUGAGUAUUAAUCUCAUUUCUGGUUUACAAUUACAAGAACAUUGAAUUUUACUCCUUUUUUGUAAAAGAUUUUUUUUUUUUUAAAUAAGUUUGUUUCAAAAAAAGUGUUUGAAAAUGUUAAAAAUAGUUAGUUCUAAAAGACAAGUCAUAGUAUAAUCAAACUUUAAUGUUUCUUAAUAUAUAAACACACAAAAAUUGGAUCUUUUAGAAACUUGAGAGAGUAAUAAAUUACACACGUCCGUAUUUCAAAAAUUUAAUCUGCCUUUACUAAAACAGUAUUAACGUCUAUAGUCAAAUACUAAUACAAGUUAAAAAAAACAUUUUCUCUAAAUUUUUGAAUAUGGGGGAGUAUGUAUUUUAUUUUAUAGUAAUAAACAAAACUGAAUUUAGCCGAGUCUGAAAAAAACAAUCGAUCAAGUAAAGUACAACGUUACAAUCGCGUCCCAAACAUUCUCUCUCCCCUUCCCCGAAUAAUUCGAACCAAAAAAGUAAAAAUUUCUCCAGAAUAAAUAUUCACACAACAACCAAACGAAAACCAAAACAAAAAAAAAAACGAAAACUUUGAACUUUGCUCCAAAGGAAAGCUCUCACCAAGAGGAAUAUUUUCUUCAAUCAAAUCAAAUCAAUCCAAAUGGAGUUCCCUCCCCCGCCUCCACCGGAGAGAUCAAAGCGCCUCCACAACUUCACCUUACCUUAUCUCCGAUGGGGUCAGCAGAGAUUCCUCAGGUGCGUCAAGCUACCUUCUUCCUCCUCCUCCUCUCCUUCUCCCGAUCGCGCCAAUCACGGAUCUCCCUCUCUUCCCGGAGCUGGAGGAGGAGGAGAGUCUGCUCAGCCAAAGGUCUCAGCUUUGGGGAAUGGAGAUGCAGCAGCAGCUAGGCCGUGGAAUCUGAGGACGAGGAGAGCUGCUUGUAACGAGCCUGGUGGAGGAGACGAGCCCACCACCACCACCACGAUGAGGAUGAUCAUCACAAAUGAAAUUGGCGGAGUCAAGAGAGGAGGUGGUGAUGGAUCGGAGAAACUGAAAUUCUCUGUUUGUUUGUUGAGAGAAGAGAUCGAAGAGGAUUUCACAGCGUUGAUUGGUAAAAAGCCUCCUCGUAGACCAAAGAAGAGACCCAGACUUGUUCAGAAGCAAAUGAAUACUCUGUUUCCUGGAUUGUGGUUAGGGGAAGAAGUAACGGCAGGCUCUUACGACGUCCCCGAUGCUGCUGCUGAAACAUGAUUGUAAGGUUUUCUUUAAUUUGGGAGUCCCCAAGUCCAUUCUACUUUUUUCAAUAUUUUCUUUUGUUGUAAAAAAACAAAGCAAAAAGAAUGUAGCAAUGUGCCCCCCAACAGUUUUUAGUGAAUGAAGCCAUUUUACUUUGGUUUCUUCUAUUUGUAAAAGAGAGAGGGAGAGAUAACUGGUGUUUUUUUUUUUCAUUACCAUUAGUUCAAUUGUAAUCUCCAGCUGUCUUUUUCUGUUAAUCAAUAAUGCAGCUCUCUGCAACUUUCUUUA